Messenger RNA from Paramecium tetraurelia, 3174 nucleotides. RefSeq lists its product as uncharacterized. The record is from RefSeq and is a predicted model, not a curated record. NCBI's taxonomy places the organism in Eukaryota, Ciliophora, Oligohymenophorea, Peniculida, Parameciidae. The transcript is spliced from 6 exons.
AUGAAGAUUUAAUUUAGAAACAAUAGGUUGAAGUAAGCAAUUCAAAUUAAUAAGAUCUCACAAUUACGAUUAAGUGUUGAACUAUUGUCCAAUCAGUUGCAUAUUCAAGAAUAAGAAAAGCAUAAAUUAGAAACAGAAAACAAUGAAUUAAAAUUGAAUCAACAAAACUAGGUUGAAAAUAUUGGAACUCUUCUGAAUAAAAUGGAAUCACCUAGAAGUGAAUAGAACUCAUAAAAUAAUGAAGAGAUUGAACAAAUGUAGAAUAUGAUUUUAGAUUUAUAAUAAGAGGAUGAGGCUAAUAAAAAGAAGAUUGAAAAGUUGAAUAGUGAGGUUAAAUAAUUAAAAUAGUAAUUACAAUAAUUAAACCAACUAAACUAGGAAUUUUAACUAGAUAUUGAAUAGAAAAAUAUUGAAAUUAAUGAAGAAUAAGCAAAAGUAUCUUCACUUGAAGAGGAAUUAGUUACUUAUGAAUAAAAAUUCGCUGAUGUUGUUUAAAAUAAGUAGAAAUUGUCUACUGAAUAUCAAUUAGCUUAAUAAACUCUAUAAUAAUUUGAUUUGCUGUAGUAGGAUAAUGUCCAGCUUUAGUUGUUACUUAAUUCAAAGACUGAAGAGUUAGAAGAGUUCAAAAUGCAUAAUAAAUUUGAGACUCAAUAUUUAGAGUUGAAAGAGGAUUUUGAUUAGUUUAAGGAAUAUGUGCAAGCCUAAUUAUUAUAAAAAGAUGAAGCUUUAGCAGAACAAAGUUAAUAAUUGAUUGAUUAUGAACUAUGCAAAGAACAAUUAAUCAUGUUUAAUCAACAAUGUUAAUUAUUAUAAGAAUAAUUGAAUAAGUAGACAGAAAAUAAUGAGUAACUUUAAGAUCAAUAUCAAAACAGCUUACUACAAAUUCAACAGAUCAAUAAUAAUAAUCUAUAGUUUUAAGAUAUUCAAUCUUAGAAUUCAUUCUUAAAGUAAGAGAUUGAAACUGUGAAAUCUGAUAACAUAUCAAAAUAAGAGAUUAUUGCAGAUUUGGAAACAUAACUAAAAAUAUAAUAAUAGUUGGAAGAAGAAUCUCCAUUGAAAUUGUAGAAAUUAUAAUCAGAAUAUUCUGAAAAUAGAAGUGAAUAUCUCAAUCACAAAGAAUAAUGUCAAAGAGAAAUUCAUCAAUAUAAAUAAGAAAAGACAAUAUUUUAAUCUGAUAUACAAAAUAUGAAAGAAAUGAUUAAUGCAUUUGUGUCUUAAAAUAAGCAGUAUCAACCUUAAGGAAAAACUGCAGAGGAAUAUUAUGAAAAAUUAGUUGAUUUUGUAUCUGAUGAUAAAUUUGUUCAUUAGCAGGAAGAAUAGAUUCUAUUAAAACAACAAUUGGAAUUAUAUUAAAAUAAGGUUUUUGUUGAUGGAUAAUGCUAAAUGAAACCUGAAGUAAAUGACUAAGAAAGUAUUACUAACUAAAUUGAAAUAUUUGAUAAGAGUACACAAUCGGAGUAGGUGGACAGCAGCUUAUCUGGAUCUAUGUGGCUCAAUAAUGAUAUAAAUAACUCAAAAGAUGAUUAAUAUCAAUAAAUGAAGAAAAAAAAUGAGGAUCUUGAUUAGUUAUUGAAAAACUAUGAAAAAGAAGUUUCGAGUUUGAAAUAAUAAAAUAAACUAUUGCAAAAGAAGAUAGAUUCUAAUUAGAAAUCGAAUCCAUAGGAAAGAUUAGGAAAAAGAGUUAGCUUAUUUGAGUAAACUUAGCCAAGAAAAUCAAAAUAAAUUCAUUUAAAUUUAUGUGAGUCAUAGUAGAUAGACGAUCAAUAAAGAGAAUAUCUAUUUAUGAAAGAGUUAAUUGAAAACUUAAAAAAAGACGUUAAGUAACGUUCACAAUAAAAUGAUGAUCUAAUGAAUGAGAUUAAGCAAAUAUAGGAAAAACACUAAGAGGAAUAAUAUAGAUUAGAAGAAUAGCUUCAAUCUUAAAUUCUAAUUAAUCAAACAAGAAAUAAGAGUGUUGAUAUUAAUUAAACAAUCAUUUCUCAAGUCAAUACUACCAUGAUCUAAUUGAAUUAGAUUGAACUGUUCUUGGUUGUAAAAUCCUAAAAGAACUUUUCAUUUCCCUAUAUAGAAUUUAAUAGAAAAUAGAUUAAAUUUUAUUCUCAAGGGAAAACUAGAAUUGAAAAGUAAAUUUAUGAAACUUUCACAUUUGAUGAUGUGUUCCUCGAUAUUCAAAAAGUGAGACAAUAUUUCCAGUUCUAUGGAAAGAUAAGUUUAGAUUAAAGCAGAAUGUUCCUUAUUGUUGGUUAAUCAAAAACGCAAAAGAAAUUCUUAUUGUUGAUGUUUCUUGAUGAAUAUUAUAACUCUAUAAAAGAGUAAAAGUUUAAGUUAAAUUAUAAACUUAGAUUAUAAAUUUAAUACUCAGAAAGAAUAGGGAAUAAUUGGUCAAUUCUAGAUUAAUUGAGUAAAGAUUUACACAUAGAUAAUGAGAACUUGAAUUCAAGUCUAUAAUAACUGGACUUAAUCAUUCAACAUAUUAAGUUUUAUUUGUAUGGUAAAAACCAGCAAACCAAGACUUUAGGAAAAGAAAAAAUAAGAUAAUUAAUAAUAACUUACAGUAUAGUUUUUAAAGACCAGACAUACACACAAUAAUUCAUCAUAACCACUAUUCCUGUUGUUCCAAGGUGUUAAUUCCCAAAAUUCUUAAAAAAAAUCUUCAAUCACACACCAUCUUUGUAGUUUAAGUAUUAUUGCUUAUUAACUAUUAAUCCAAUUUUAUUGCAUUACAACCAGACUGUAGAUAUUAUGUAUUUGGCUAAAAUGGUGUAUGCUUAAAACAAUUAAGAGGAUCUCAAUAAAUAAAUGAAAAUAGAUGAUGAAAGUGUUAGAUAAGUUAGAUAAGCAAAUGGGUAGGUCAUAAUUAAGAACUAAGAAAUUGAUAUAUUAAAAAAACAAAUUGAGCAUUUCAAAAAACAGUAUAAUGAUAUGCUACAAAAGCAAGAAAAUAAAUAAUAAUUAUUUUAAUAAAUAUAAUUUCAACUUUAGAAUGUUAUUGUAGAUAUCAAAUUAAAAAUGAGUUAAUCAAAAACUAAUAAGAAUAGUAAAAUACCUUGUCCAGAGGCUUAAUUUUACGAUAAAUUAAUUGCCUAAUUAGAAAAUCUAACAAGAAAACUUUCUCCAAUUCAAUAGGUUCUAAAUACUGAUAGAUCAAUAAGUCCCUCAAUGUAGAAUUAUUGA